AUGUUGGGGCAACAAUCUUGUACCCUUCGAUGCCAUGCAGUCUCCCACCCUGUUACUAUCUUGGCAGAUGCGAGUGACAGCAAAAUCAUCGUUGCCAAACUCGACGCUAGGAAAUCAGCUGCUAGUAAGCGUUCAAGGCCUGAAUUUUAUUUGAAGACAGAGUCCAGCACGCAAAAUAGUUCUACCAUUAUCGUUGAGGAAGCACUUUCAAAUCUUGAGAUAGAUGGAGGAAAUAUGGAUAAUGAUAUCGAAGAGUUAUCCAUUGCAUCUUUGCAGAGAGAUGGAGGCUCUUUAUUUUCUCGGGUGAAGUUACUUGGAAACGGAGGGUGCUGUCCUUUAGAAAAUCUUAGAGCUGCUGCUGACUCGUUGUUCUUACAAGGAAAUUCUGAUUUGGUGGUUGUAAAGCAAGCUAUAACAGAGUCCAGCACGCAAAAUAGUUCUACCCUUUUCGUUGAGGAAGCACUUUCAAAUCUUGAGAUAGAUGGAGGAAAUAUGGAUAAUGAUAUCGAAGAGUUAUCCAUUGCAUCUUUGCAGAGAGAUGGAGGCUCUUUAUGA
Messenger RNA from Fraxinus pennsylvanica, 555 nucleotides. The record is from the annotation of a GenBank genome assembly. Lineage: Eukaryota; Viridiplantae; Streptophyta; Magnoliopsida; Lamiales; Oleaceae.